AACUCUCUGUUUAUAUACUUAGCUAGCCCUCCCUCCUUCUCAUUCCCCCAUACGUUAAAACUUUUUUAGGUUUUUUUAUAAUUCCGGCGAGGUCUCUCUGCUUCUCUCUAUCCUCGUUCUCCUUCGACUCCAUAUCGUGCUUCAUCCUUCAGGGUAGAAGGAACAGUUCGUUUGGCUAAGCCCGGUUUCGUGAAUAUAUAAAGAAAGAUGUUUGGUUCUUCUAAUCCUUUUGGACAGUCAUCUAACAACAAUCCAUUUGGGACCCAAACUCAAUCUUUGUUUGGGCAGACCAAUAACCCGAGCAAUAAUCCUUUUGCUGUGAAGCCUUUUGGUAAUUCUACUCCUUUUGGCGCACAGACAGGGAGUUCCAUGUUUGGGGGCACUUCAACCGGCGUGUUUGGUGCACCUCAAACUUCUUCUUCCCCUUUUGGUGCUUCAUCACAAGCGUUUGGGAGCUCUACUCCGGCUUUUGGAGCAUCUUCUGCUCCUGCAUUUGGUAGUUCAACUUCACCUUUUGGUGGCACUUCUACGUUUGGUCAAAAGUCUUUUGGCCUCUCAACGCCUCAGUCAAGUCCUUUCGGAAGCACCCCACAGCAAUCACAGCCUGCCUUUGGAAACAGCUCUUUUGGUUCAUCUUCACCUUUUGGUGCCUCUAGCACGCCUGCCUUUGGUGCCUCUAGCACGCCUGCCUUUGGUGCCUCUAGCACUCCUGCCUUUGGUGCCUCUAGCACGCCUGCCUUUGGUGCCUCAAACACUUCCGCAUUUGGCGCCUCAAACACUUCCGCGUUUGGAGCCACAGGCACACCUGGGUUUGGCGCAUCAAGCACUCCUGCCUUUGGUGCAUCAAGCACUCCUGCGUUUGGUGCAUCAAGUACCCCAUCUUUUAGUUUUGGCUCUUCCCCAUCCUUUGGACAGUCUACCUCAGCAUUUGGUAGCAGUGCCUUUAGCUCUACACAAUCUCCCUUUGGAGCCCAAGGUGCACAGGCUUCGACCCCAAUAUUUGGGGGUCAAACAACUAGCGGGGGUCAACAAGGGGGUAGUAGGGUCAUGCCUUAUGCACCUACAACUGAGGUAGAGUCAGGCACUGGUAGUAACCCUGGGAGGCUACAAUCUAUAUCUGCCAUGCCUGUAUACAAAGAAAAAAACCAGGAGGAGCUUAGGUGGGAGGACUACCAGCGAGGAGAUAAAGGUGGACAACGUCCUCCUGGUCAAUCUCCUGGAGGUGCUGGAUUCGGUGUAACAACUUCUCAGCCAAGUGUAUUCUCUCCUUCACCAACGUUUGGCCAGACAUCUACAAAUCCAACAAACCCUUUUGCACAGAAGACUUUAACAACUACCCCAAAUUUUCCCUCUCCCUUUGGUCAACCCACUACCCCCACCUUUGGUCAACCCACUACCCCAUCCUUUGGUCAACCCACUACCCCAUCCUUUGGUCAACCCACUAGCCCAUCCAUGUUUGGGUCAACUGCAUCAAAUGCCACAUCCGUUUUUGGAUCAUCCCCUAGUUUUGCAACAAGCACACAGCAGCCAUUUGGUUCAGCCCCUGCACAUGGGUCAAAUUCAGCAUUUAGCAUGGGUGGAAAUAAUAACAACAGUCAGUCAUCUCCGCUGUUCGGUUCAAACCCUUUAUUUGGACAGAGUACUACUCCUACAUUUCAACAGACUAGUUCUGCGUUUGGACUGAAUACCACUCCUACAUUUCAACAGACUAGUUCUGUGAAUGGACAGAAUACCAAUCCUGCAAAUGGACAGAGUAACAUUUUCAGUACACCUUCCACUGGCUCCGCAAAUCUGUUUUCAAGCUCUUUCACUACAAGCAUCUCUCCCUAUGGUCAAACAACGCCUGCUCUUUCGACACCUUACCAAUCAGUUCAGCCAACUCAACCAUCAGGUGCUUUUAGUUUCAACAACUUUGCUCAAACCCAAACAGCUUAUACAUCUGGCGUUACAGGUGGAACGGGAAAUUUGAGCCAAAGCAACUUUAAGCAAGUGCCUGCGUUCGGUAACUCUGCUAUUAUGCAACCAACUCCUGUUACAAACCCAUUUGGAACGCUUCCUGCUUUGCCUCAGGUUUCAAUUGGUCAUGGUAGGAAUUCACCUUCCAUUCAGUAUGGAAUCUCCAGCAUGCCUGUCGUUGAUAAGCCUGCUCAUGUAAGAGUAUCUCCACUCCUGACUUCUCGACACCUUUUACAAAGGCGGGUCAGGCUACCUACAAGGAAGUACCGUCCUGGUGAUGAUGGUCCAAAGGUUCCAUUCUUCAGCGAUGAAGAGAAUUCCAGUACACCAAAGGCUGAUGCCCUUUUCAUUCCAAGGGAAAACCCUAGAGCUUUAUUUAUACGCCCAGUUGAAAGGGUAAAAUCAGAACAUCGAAAGGAUGGCCCGGCCCCACUGCAGGAGAAUGGUAAUAAGUCAAAUGGGGUUACUAAUGGGGCCAACCAUGAGAAUAAGAAUAACGGUGAAACUUGUGAGGCUCCUCCGGUUAAAGCCAAUCAGAAACCGAACGGAACACAUGAAAAUCACGGAGGCGACAAAAACGGUUCACACAGUUCACCAAGCGGAACAGAUAUCGAGACAUUGAUGCCGAAGCUGCACCACGCUGAAUAUUUCACAGAGCCUCGGAUCCAAGAACUGGCUACAAAAGAAAGGGUUGAUCCGGGUCAUUGCAAGCGGGUAAAGGACUUUGUUGUUGGGAGACACGGUUACGGGAGUAUAAAGUUUCUGGGAGAGACGGAUGUGUGUAAACUCGACCUGGAAAUGGUGGUUCAGUUCAAAAACCGAGAAGUGAAUGUGUACAUGGACGAGAGCAAGAAACCUCCUGUGGGUCAAGGACUGAAUAAGCCCGCCGUUGUAACUUUGCUGAACAUAAAAUGUAUGGACAAGAAGACCGGUACGCAAGUGAAGGAAGGCGCGAGAUUGGACAAGUACAAGGAAAUGCUGAAGAGGAAAGCUGAGGAACAGGGAGCUAAGUUUGUGUCCUAUGAUGCUGUGAAAGGCGAGUGGACGUUCAAGGUGGAGCAUUUCAGUUCCUACAAGCUUGGAGAAGAAGAUGAUAUGUAGAAAGAUCAUUGUGUAGACUAGUGUCCUGUUUUUUUAUUUUACUUUUUUGGGGUUUGUCUAUUGGUCUGUUUUUGCAAUAUAUAAUGUCAAAAAUGACAUGUCUUUUGCUCUUA
This is a messenger RNA of Camelina sativa (false flax), 3170 nucleotides long. The record is from RefSeq and is a predicted model, not a curated record. Lineage: Eukaryota; Viridiplantae; Streptophyta; Magnoliopsida; Brassicales; Brassicaceae.